AUGACAACCACAAGAAGACUUCUCUUUCUUUUCACUCUCGUUAUUUUCUUCCAGAAUUUCACACAUGCGUUCUCUUGUUAUUCCUCCGCCUCGAAUCGUCCAAGUCGACUCACUCAUGACACCUUGUCAACCUCAAAUAUCAUUCAUCGGAAAACUUCCAACACGACAGCUGCCAUUGUCACCUCUAGUUUCGUUCAAGCCAUCGACGCUGCCACUCGAGAUUUGGUCGCCACUUCUCAAUUUCAAGACAAAUUUUUCGAUUAUUUGCGAUUUCAAGUCCCGACUUGUGUGAAAGCAAAUACAAUUCGAUAUCCAUCGGGAAAUCCUUUUCAAUCGAGAACGAGUCUCAAAUUUUGCUAUCAAAUGGAAAAUGCAGAACCUUACACAAGUGUCUAUGAAAUGGUUGCACAGGGAAUUUUGGAACAAGUGAAUUCACACUAUUCGAUCUCGCUGACAAAACAAAUUAUUCUUGUGAAUACCACAGAUGGAUUUUUCGUUUCAUUGAAGAGAGCUGUGGAUGAGGGAGUGUGUGAUGUUGUGGUGGCGGAUGUCUCGUAUGUUUCCGAGCGCCUACCACUUGUCAAUUUUAUGUCAUGUCCUUAUGGUGCCACCUCAAUGGCAUUCCUCACCACCUCAAAAUCCUUAGGUGUUUCUACCGUCACCGAUCUCAACAGAAGUGGUCUAAAAGUAGCUACCUACGCUGGUACUAUCUUUGAAGAUUACAUUAAAAAGAAUUUACCACUCGCCACCGCACUCGCUGUCGGAUUCGAUGAACAAUUCGAAAUGGCCACUUCGAAAUCAGUCGAUGCCGUUGUUGCCGAUGCAGUGGAUUUAAUGGUUUGGAUGAGCAGGAAUACGACACAGUGUCCAGAUUGUACUGUAAAGAUUUUUGGAGAUCCAAGUUAUUUUGGAGCUUUUACGGCGAGAGUGAAUACAGCUGGUUCGAAAUUGGGAAACGUUUUUCUCAUCAUACUAGUGAGUGUGUGGAGCGUGAUGGUGUUAUUAUGUGGUGGACCGCAUGUCUAA
Molecule: messenger RNA, 1026 nt
Organism: Naegleria fowleri
Lineage: Eukaryota; Heterolobosea; Eutetramitea; Acrasida; Naegleriidae
Exons: 1
Coding region: 1-1026 (341 amino acids)
Source: RefSeq, a predicted model, not a curated record